Messenger RNA from Dunckerocampus dactyliophorus (ringed pipefish), 1838 nucleotides. RefSeq lists its product as uncharacterized. Gene Ontology annotation, biological process: adaptive immune response. Gene Ontology annotation, cellular component: membrane. The record is from RefSeq and is a predicted model, not a curated record. Bases 316 to 1035 code for a protein of 239 amino acids. NCBI's taxonomy places the organism in Eukaryota, Metazoa, Chordata, Actinopteri, Syngnathiformes, Syngnathidae. Gene Ontology annotation, molecular function: signaling receptor activity. The transcript has 4 exons.
AAUGGCUAAUUUUGGGCAAAUGACCCCAAAUCCUUUGAAAUUGUGGCAAACAAAAUGCACAGUAUAAAACUUUUUUGUUGUUUUCGGCAACCGAGCUAGAAUGCCCCACUAAAUUGACAGGUCUAACACAGGAACUGGAGCGAAAUACAGGUAGUAGUAGUAUGUAGCGUGCAGAAGAAGCAGUUUAACAAGACUUGUGGCUGUGGCGUCUUCCUGCUUGGUGGUGAAGAACAAUAAAUAAAGGAAAUGGUAGGAGGCCCAUUGUGACUAGGUUGUCUGUGGUUUAAUGUUAGUGUGCUUUUAAGCCAGAAGAACAUGAAGACCAGCAUUGUGUUCCCUCUUGUCCUUGUUCAGCUAUUAGAGGCUCAUGCAGAUGUGACCUUCAAGCAGCUGAAGGAGAAUCAGUCCUUGGAGCUCUCCUGUCACAGGGACGACAGCGGUCUGACAAGCCUCCACCUGUACCACAGCCGAGGACACACACAGACCACACUGCUGUCCAUGCUCCCACAUGGCAGCGGAAGUGACGAGCUUAGGCUGGACCAGAAAAACAAGUGGCGCCUGCGGGUGUCUGGAGGACGGAACACCUCACAGGUGAAGGUGAUGUUGCUGCAUUUGAAACCAGCUGACUCGGGCUUGUACGUAUGUGAGCACAUCUACAGAGAAAACAGCUCCUUCACCACUCAGCAGCUCUUCCUGUUGGUUAACGACUCAGGGAGGAACUGCCAGUGCUCUUCCGACUACCCCCCUCUGCUCUUGGCCAUCUUUUCAGUGACCUGCUUCCUUCUGAUUGUGCUCGUGUGUCUCGCUGUGGAAAAAUGUGUGAAGACAAGGCGCCAUCCCAGUGCACCAGCUGCUGUUCCAGUCUAUGAGGAAAUGACCAGGAAGCAGCAACAUUCCGAAAUAAUCCUCCCGAAUAAGCAGGAAGUGCCCUCACACCUGGAGGAGGUCACCUCGCCAUUGUAUGCUAACGCCCCCAUAAAACAACCACAGGACAACUUCUACGCCUGCCCCAGACACAUCGCCCUCAGAGCCUGAUUGAAAAUGGCAAGUGGAGACUCUCCUAAUUUAGCAUCUCUAAAAACACGAGUGAAAGUAUUACUUAUAAUAAAUUUACAUACAUACAACAUACAUUUGAAAAUCUUAAGUAGCUUUCUUAGUAGUGUUAAAGCGUACUCACCGCUGAUACUGCAAGUCCGAGAAUGCAGUGCUUUUUGUGUCGUUAGAUAGCUUUCGCCUGCUCUUGUUGUUGAGCGCUCACGUAAGUAUGUUGAAUCAGGUUUUACUUAUAGCUCUGUGACACAAAUAAGUGGUCCAAACGUAGUGUAGGUUUUAUAUUGAAAUAUUAUUUUGUAAAUUGUGUCGCGGUGUACCGCAACCAUAGACCUAGACGCCGCAUUGAGCACUGAGCCGUACGUCAACGUCGCCGCCAUAUUGGAUGUGUCAAAGCAGCGCUGUAAAUGAAUACAAGUAAAUGUACUUACUUUCAUAAAGUGCCUUUCUACAAAGAAAUUCAAGUUAAUUGCUCUUGUUUAUCUGAGUCCUUCUGAGAACAUUUUUUGUUUUGGUUUGGAGAGUUUUUUGUUAUUUUUUGAGCGACGGUCUUAAACUUUUGAUCAGCUGAUAAACAGACGAUUUCAGUUUAUUUUCAAUAACUUACUUUUUCUAAAUGCUUUUUGUCUCACUCCCCCUUCUUGUUUUUGCAUAUUGUAGCUCUACUUAAAACCUCAUUAAGAUCCAAAUGUGCAAAAUGCAAAUUCUAGCAAUUUUUCAACUGGUCUUAAGAUUUUGGUCAGGUCUGGAUAUACUUUAUUGUCUUACUUUGUAAAUCUACAUGUUUG